Molecule: messenger RNA, 1512 nt
Organism: Neoarthrinium moseri
Lineage: Eukaryota; Fungi; Ascomycota; Sordariomycetes; Amphisphaeriales; Apiosporaceae
Exons: 4
Coding region: 1-1512 (503 amino acids)
Molecular function (GO): FAD binding
Source: RefSeq, a predicted model, not a curated record
AUGCUGCUUGAAUACAGCCUCGUACAAGGCCUGUUCGGCGCGCUGCUCUUGGCUCCAACUACUGUCGCAACACCAUACUCACGAAAUCACAGGCGCCGGGAUGAAUAUGUAUGGCCGACCGAGGUAGCUGACCAAGCUCAUGACUCUUCAUGGCCAGAUUUCGUCAACAAGACGACCCGGUGGUCGACGUAUGAGCCCCCAUCAUUCAACGAAGUGUUCCUCCCCGAGAACGUUGAAGACCUGUCUAUCGGGUUGAAAUACCUGUCUGGAGCUGGAAAGACCUUCCUAGCCAAAUCCGGCGGCCACGGGUAUUCCCCCACCCUUCAUGCUAUACAGGAUGCCGUCAUGAUCAACCUGGAGAACUUUGAUUACGUCACCGUCAACGAAGAUCUCAGUGUGACUUUGGGAACCGGGGCCAAGUUCUCUGAGCUGGUCGAAGUGGUUGGCAAUGCUGGCCGAGAGUUGACGGUUGGAGCGUGUCCUUGCGUCGGGGCGAUGGGCGCCAUGCUCGGCGGCGGCCUCGGUCGAUUCCAGGGUCUUCACGGUCUGACCAGCGAUGCGUUGAGAAGUGCACGUGUCGCGCUGUGGAAUGGCACCAUUGUUGAGGCCUCUGCGGACGUGAACCAAGACCUGUUCUGGGGCCUACGCGGUGCCGGUCAAAAUUUUGGUGUCGUCAUCGACGCCAUCUUCGAGACGUACGCUGCGACGAACGGAGGUCAACAGUACAGCUCCGACAUGACCUUCAGCGCCGACAAGCUGGAGGCUGUCUUCGAUGUGACCAAUCAACUCCUGAGCGACGGACUGGAUCCAGCCCUGGCUCUGGCCAUCGCUAUUGGAUCCAACCCAGUCACACUUGAGCCUUUGAUUCUCGUCAACGUCGUCUACCCGGGCCCCGAGGAAAAGGGCCAGGAGUAUGCACGCCUCUACUCGAACUUUAGCGACAGCAUGACGGAGCAGAUGACGGCGUGGACCAACCUGGCCAACGUGGCCCUCCCAAGCGUUGUAAUCUCUGGAUGCCCUACGGGUAACCAGCACAAUCAGUACAGCAUCAUGACCAAAGACCUAAAGACGGAACAUUUCCGCGAGGCUCUAGAGUCUUACCGGUCUUUCGUGCAGCAACACCCGACAGCCAACAACAGCGUCAUCUUCAUCGAGACGUUUGGCCAGGCGGGCAUCAAGGCGUUCCCCGACGACUUCUCUGCCUUCCCCCACCGCAACCAGUUCGACAACGCCGUUGUCUUCUCCAUGACGUACGCCGAUGUCAGCGUGGCCGAGGAUGCCGACGCGUGGGCGCUGCAGUGGCGCGAUCACUUUGCGCAGCCCGAAGUCUCAGGAUACGACAAGAUGGUCAUCUACCAGAACUAUGCCCACGAUGACGAGCCGCUUUCGGCGCUCUAUGGGUACGAUGGGUGGCGUCACGAACGACUGAGUGCUUUAAAGAAAAGCUAUGAUCCCCAGGGCCUCUUCAACGGAUACCAUGCUGUACCUGCUGACUUAGCAGGUUGGUCUUGA